AUGUCGGGAUCUUCAGGGUACGGAGCGGUGUCUCUUUCCCGGGAGUUUGUUUUUGACAUGAGGCAGCACCCGUCUUCCCCGCCCCGCCACGUGUCCGCGCGCUGGUCCGGGGCUUCGCAAUCCGCGCAUGCGCAGCCCGCGCACGCGCAGCAUCCGCCGAAGGAGCUUCUGCGCAGCGACGAUGAGGAUGAGGACGGGAUUGAGGACCCGGAGGACGCGGAACAGCCUCCCCCCGCCCGACGCGCGCACACUGCGUCGGACGCCAUGCGCGGAAAGAAGAGCGCUCGCGCCAUCGGCGGAGGUGCGAAGGACGUGGGGUUUGCGCACAAGGGGAACGGUCCGAUGAGCCCCACUAGCGCAUUGGGGGCAGUGUCGCGCCACCACACCACCAGCAACGCGGAGAGACGGCACAGGGCGGAAGGCGGAGGCACGGGGGGAAGGAGAACAUCGCUGGAGGGCGGAAGCAUGAGUAGUAAUCUAAGCGUCAGCGGCGGGUUUAGCAGCAGCGCGGGGUCGUCAAGAGCGUCGGUCGACGCGCCACAGAAAUCGUCCUCCAGGCGCCUGUCCGCGUCAGCGUCCUUUAACCCGCGCUCCUCGCACGCCGCGACCACGUUCAACCACUCUGGACCGCACGCCGCCGCGCAUUCAGGUCCGCAGGCCGGGCUCUCCCCGCGCGGGGGCGGCCCAACCGGCGGCGGAGGGUCGGGUCUUGGUUCCGGACCUCAGACCAGCGAGGACGCGGACGACGCGGCGGCGGCGGCGGCGGCAGGCGGAGGGACGGCCGGGCGCGCGGCGAACCGAGCUAAGCUGCGGUUCUCCAAGUCGCUUAAGAAGGUCGCGGGGGAGGCGGGGGGGGACGCGGAAGACACUCCGGUGGCGGACUCCCUCCUCCGCCGCCCCCCCGCGCUCGAACUGGGGAAACUCUCCGCGGGGGCGGCAGGAAAUUCGUCGUUUUCCGGGCCAGUGGUGGUGGGGUCGGGGGACGCGGGGCGGGAGGGGGCGCAAGCAGCGGGGGAAGCAACGGGCGGGGAGAGGGGGAGGGCAGCGGGCGGAGGUCCGGUUCUGGACCAGAGCAAGUCGGGGCGGAGGGCGUUCCUGGGGUUGCUCAAGGGGCUGCGCUCGCCGCGCCUGUCAGGCACGUUCGACCUCGCCACUGGCGCGGGGCUUAAAAGCCCCACUGGCGGAGACGACUGGGCCGCGGGCACGGGUGCUGGCGCGGCUGCAGUGGGGGUUUCGCCCAGAGGAGGAGGAGGGGGAGGAGGGGCGGGCGGCGGGGGUGCGGGGGGCAGGAGCGCGAGCCCCGCGGAGGCAGCAGCAGGCGAGCGGAAGAGCGCCUCGCGCCCGUCCCUCUCCCCCCUGCGCAGCCCGCGGCUCUUCUCCUUCAGCGGAUCCAAACGCUUCGAUAAGAGCCCACGCGGUAUAGCGCACAGCCUCACAGGCACAGGGUCCAUGCGCAGUCCCAGGGGGGGAGGGGACGGCGGGGGCAGCCCGGAGGAAUGGACAGUGGGCACUGGCGGGAAAGAGGGCAUCCUAAAACGGGGAUACGCGGACGUGCGGAAGGUGUACGAGGUGGGGGAUAAGAUAGGAGAGGGGCGGCCGGGGGUGGUGGUGUAUGCGUGCACGGCGAGGAGGAGUGGGCGCGCGCUGGCGUGCAAGUCGAUAGACAAGAAGACACUGGAUGAUGAUAAGAAGGCGGAGGCUUUAAGGCUGGAGGUGGAGCUGAUGAAGCAGCUGGGCGUGCACGGGGGGAUCGUGUCGGUUCGGGACGCCAUUGAGGAUGACACGCACGUGCACCUGCUAAUGGAGCUGUGCAGUGGGGGAGAUCUGCUCAACUUCGUGAACACGGCGCCAGCCAUCUCGGAGCAGCAGGCCGCCACCAUAGUCAGGCGCCUGGCCGAUGCCGUGCGCUACUGCCACCGCCAGGGCGUGGUGCAUCGGGAUCUCAAGCCAGAGAACAUUCUCAUGGCUGCCAAGGGCGCCUGGUGGGAUUUACGGGUCGCUGACUUUGGCAUCUCCGCCAUGCUCAAGCCAGGCGAGCGCAUCCGCGGCUAUGCAGGCAGCCCCUUCUACAUCGCUCCAGAGGUGCUGGGCGGUGCAUAUGGGUUUGAGUGCGACGUGUGGUCGCUGGGCGUGGUGCUGUACGUGCUGCUGGCGCAGAAGCUGCCGUUCUGGCACGACUCAGACGCGGGUGUGUACAAGCUCAUCCUCAAGGGCCACGUGGACACGCGCACCGGGCCCUGGACGGGCAUCUCCCGGGAUGCUAAAGGGCUCGUGCACCGCAUGCUGACGAGCGAUGCCAGCCAGCGCAUUACCUUGGAUGAAGUGAUUGAGCACCCAUGGGUGGUGGCGAAUCAGUGUGAGGUACCAGAAGCACCGCCACCACCAUCAGAAGCGGAGACGAAGCAGGCCAAGAGGCGGCGAGCCAUUGCCCGGUCACGAGCCAACAUCAUCGCCUCCUUCCGCCUGCCCUUCUGCCUCACCCCGCUCACCAAUGAUUCCGUCUACAGUGACAGCGAGGGUGUAGUGUAG
This is a messenger RNA of Closterium sp. Yama58-4, 2529 nucleotides long. The record is from the annotation of a GenBank genome assembly. Lineage: Eukaryota; Viridiplantae; Streptophyta; Zygnematophyceae; Desmidiales; Closteriaceae.